AAUCCUCAGCCCCCCAUCCCCUUUCUAAGUCUCUUCUGAAUCUUGGUGCUGGUCGCCCCGAUUCUUCUUCGUUCAUUCUUGCAUUUUUCUUUUGACUUUUGGCUUCACUUGACGACUUAUUUCCUCACGACUACACUUUCACGACAACUCUAAUUUCUUCCUCUAAUCUUUUCUUCACGUUUCAAAAUGCGUUUCUCUACUUCCGUUGUUCUCGCCGUUGCCGCCGCUUCUAGCGUGCCUGCUUUCGCCGUUCCCUUUGAGCAUGAGGCUCGCCGCUUCAGGUCUAGCCACCUCGAGCACAUCAACGAUGCCGUUGACCUCGUUGACGGUAUUACUAGUGUCGCUGCGAAUGCUGCCGCUGCAAAUCAACAACGUGACUUCCAGGAAUUGGAAGCCCGUCGCAGGGGCGGUCGUGGAGGCAGCAGCGGACAGACUCUUGAGAAUCUCAACAACGGUAUCGGUAUUGCUGACGGUCUGACUGGCAUUGCUACCGGUAUCUACGGUGCCACGCAGCAGAAACGUUCCGAUCUCGAAGCUCGCCGCCGAGGUGGCCGUGGUGGCGGAAACACCCUUGAGAAUGUCAACAAUGGCGUUGGUAUCGUCGACGGCCUCACUGGUAUUGCUACGAACAUCUACGGUGCUACUCAACAGAAGCGAUCUGACCUCGAGGCUCGUCGCCGAGGUGGACGUGGUGGAGGUUCUAGCAACACCUUGGAGAAUAUCAACAACGGCGUUGGCAUCGCUGAUGGUCUGACCGGUAUCGCCACUGGUAUUUACGGCGCCACACAACAGAAGCGUUCAGACCUUGAGGCUCGCCGACGUGGAGGCCGUGGUGGUGGAAACACCCUUGAGAACAUUGACAACGGCGUUGGUAUCGUCGAUGGCCUGACUGGCAUUGCUACCAGCAUCUACGGUGCCACCCAACAGAAGCGCAGCGAACUCGAGGCUCGUCGUCGUGGCGGCCGCGGCGGAGGUUCUAGCAACACCUUGGAAAAUGUCAACAACGUCGUCGAAACCGUUGAUGGUCUGACUAGCAUUGCUACCAACAUCUACGGCGCCACCCAACCACAGAGGCGUAGCGAUCUUGAAGCUCGCCGACGUGGUGGAGGCCGUGGUGGCAACACCCUCGAGAACGUCAACAACGGUGUUGGCAUUGCCGAUGGCCUCUCUGGUAUCAUCACCAACAUCUAUGGUGCCACUCAACAACGGGACUUCAUUCCUGAGCUCGAGGCUCGUGAUGUCAACGACUACAUUACCGAUCUGAUCAUGAACCAUGCUCGUGACCUUGAGGCUCGUCGCCGAGGCGGUCGUGGCGGCAGCAGCGGAAACACUCUUGAGAAUGUCAACAACGGUGUUGGCAUCGUUGAUGGCUUGACCGGUAUCGCUACCAACAUCUAUGGUGCUACUCAACAAAGGCGUGACUUCAUGUAUGAGGUUGAGGCUCGUGACCUUGAGGCCCGCCGUCGUCGCGGUGGUCGUGGUGGCAGCUCCGGUGGAAGCUCCGGUGGAAGCGGUUCCUCCAGCGGAAACAGCAACUCUGGUGGAAGCAGCCCCUCUGGCGGAAGCAGCAACACCCUUGAGAACAUUAACAAUACUGUCGGGAUCGUAGAUGGCGUGACCGGCGUCAUCACUAACAUUGUCGAUGCUACGCAACAGGCGCAACUUCAGGCGCAACAAGCUCAACAAGCCCAGCAAGUUCCUCCCCAGUGAAGAAUUGGAAGAAUCUAAUGUCGAAUCGUUUGCUAUAUCUUGUUCAUGACCAACUUAGUAUAGCGUAGUCCUUUUUGUCUCAGUGUAGCAGCAUCAUCUGUUUAAUGCAUCGACUUUGAGGGGGGCUCCUCAUGUUUACCUAUUUGAU
Somion occarium is the source of this 1858-nucleotide messenger RNA. Lineage: Eukaryota; Fungi; Basidiomycota; Agaricomycetes; Polyporales; Cerrenaceae. The record is from the annotation of a GenBank genome assembly.